Paramecium pentaurelia is the source of this 1713-nucleotide messenger RNA. The record is from the annotation of a GenBank genome assembly. NCBI's taxonomy places the organism in Eukaryota, Ciliophora, Oligohymenophorea, Peniculida, Parameciidae.
AAUGAAUGAGCAUAAAGAAGUCAUUAGGAAAUAAAUUGGAGAUUAUUGUUUUAAUAUGAAUGAUAUUAUUGGAGAAGGCUAUUCAUCCAAAGUCUAUAAGGGAAUUCACAUGGUUACUCAUUAAGUUGUUGCAAUAAAAGUCAUUUCUUUAGAAAAUUACAAUUCACCAAUAUAGAAAUCUCUUCUUUAAAAUGAAAUCAAAAUUCUGUUGUAAAUUGAUAAUCCCAAUCUGCUGAGAGUAUACGAAAUUAGUAGAAGUGCCAAUAACACCUAUAUUGUGAGUGAAUAUUGUGAAGGUGGUAAUUUGGAAGAUUUACUGAAAUAAGAACCAAUGAAUAUAAAUAAGGCUAUUGAUAUACUAAUAUAAAUUUGUAAAGGCCUUUCAGACUUACAUAAAAAAAGUAUAAUAAAUAAACUUAUAUAAAAAUAGAUAUCAUACACAGAGACAUUAAACCAGCAAAUGUAUUAAUCUAAGAUGGCAUUUUUAAACUUGUUGAUUUUGGUUUUGCUCUUAUUGAAAAUUAAUAUGAUAGUAUAAUUAAACGAUAUAAUGUUGGAACUCCUAUGUAUAUGGCACCUGAAAUUUAAUUGUUCAAUUAAUAUUCAGAAAAAAGUGACGUAUGGGCUUUAGGAAUAAUGUUAUAUGAGAUGUUAUAUCAGACAGCUCCAAAAUUAAAAUUGAAAGAGAAAACACUUUUGUAAGAGAUCUAAGAAAAAUGUUAAACAGUAGAUAUAAAAUAUUAAAAUUUAAUAAUUAGACUAUUUGAAGGCAUGUUAUAAUUGGAACCUGAAGAUAGAUUAACAAUUUAAUAGAUUCUCUCAAUAAUAUAAGAGAAUUAAUCAUCUGCUUAUAAAAUUGGUUCACAAUUAAUUAAACUAUCACAAAAAUCAAUAUCUACAUAAAUUAAUUCUCCUCUUUAAUUUAAAGGUGCAAAAACUCCUAAUGAAAUUAGGAAAAAAUAUGUUGAACAACUAUUAUCUCAUAAUAAGCCUUAAUCUUUUGAUGAAUAAAAAUUUGGCAAUUUUGUUAAAGUAAAAACUUAAAAGCAAGAAUAAGAAGUUGAAAUCACUUAAUUUACAUUGGAAGAUGAGUAUCAAGGUAAAAAUAUUCAAACUAAGUUGAAUCAACCUGCCUUUAGAAAUUACCAUAAGAAGAGCGACUCAGACAUCAAUAUCGAAUUGAUUGGUUAAAUUAGUACUGAUUGUUCAAUUCAGAAAUCUCCAAAAUAAUAAUUUAUCUCAUAAUAAGUUAAUGAUGAUAUUGAUUUACCAGUAAUAUUGAAGCCUACAUAUAAAUUUUGUGAAUUUGUUGAAUAGAUGAUAUAGAAUUUUAAUUAUUAAGAUAAUGAUCUUAUGUUGAAAUUUCAAUUUCUUUUAAGAAAAUUAUUAGCAAUAAAAGCCAAAGUAUUUUAUACAUUUGCACCUAUUAAAAUAAAAUCAUCUUUAGAUUGUUGGAUAAAUCAACUUUAAGAAUAUUAUUAGAAGAUCCAAUAUCAAAUCAAUUUAAAUUUAGAUAAAACUUUUUAAAUAUUUUUUAAUCCUAAUCUAGAUGAUUAAGGAAAGCUUUUGACUAUGUACAUAAUAAGUUUAGCCAAUUAAAUGAAUAAAUAAACUAAUGAAAUGAAAAUAAUAAUUGAAAUUUUGGAAGAAAAUUUGUAACAUUAAAAUGAUCCAUUUUUAUUUGCAAGAAAAUGGAUGUUUCAGAAAUCAUGA